Molecule: messenger RNA, 940 nt
Organism: Jaculus jaculus (lesser Egyptian jerboa)
Lineage: Eukaryota; Metazoa; Chordata; Mammalia; Rodentia; Dipodidae
Gene: Umad1
Product: UBAP1-MVB12-associated (UMA) domain containing 1
Exons: 5
Coding region: 357-758 (133 amino acids)
Source: RefSeq, a predicted model, not a curated record
GCUGCUUGGUGACGCGUGGCGUUCCGGAAGUGGGUCGGGUCAAAAGCUGAGUGGUCAGUGGUGGCGGGACUUGGAGGGGGCGGGGUCUGAGCCUACAUUGACCACUUUCCCUGAAGUGACUGGACCCCGGAAGUGGGGUGACAGGCGCCGGAGCCCGUCAGACGGCCGACUGCGGCGUGAGUCUCAGGUACCUUGUCUUCUUCCCGUGGACUGUGUUCAAGGGAUCCAGUAUUCCUGAUUAGAAAACAAAAGCAAAUUUGUCCCACGGAGUCAUAUGCAAACCUGCUAAUAAAAUCUAGUACAACUCACAAGAGGUGGCACUGAAGAACAGCCAGAUAGCACUAGCAGCACCAGCAAUGUUUCAUUUCUUCCGAAAGCCUCCGGAACCUAAAAAGCCCUCUGUUCCAGAGACAGAAGCAGAUGGAUUCGUCCUUUUAGGCAAUACAACAAAUGAGACAAGAGGUAAAAUUUCAGAAGUAGAAGGCAGCCAAUCUUUGGAGACAAACAAAGAAAACUCAUCCAAUGUGACUGUAGCAGGCCCUGGGAUGGAAAAUCAAGCCCGCCAAACUGUGGAAAGCAGUACACUCAUGGCAGAGCUCCUGAGCGAUGUUCCCUUCACCCUGGCCCCACACGUGCUGGCAGUGCAGGGCACCAUCAGCGACCUUCCUGACCACUUACUCUCCUAUGAUGUGAGUGACAACCUGUCACGAUUUUGGUAUGACUUCACCCUUGAGAAUUCAGUACUCUGUGAUUCGUAAUCUUGAUGUCUGGUUGGACCUUACAGUUUAAAAGGAGAGUUUGCCUAUUUUAUUUAACCUGUUUGAUGUUCUUUAUCAUUUCACUCUAAUAGCUCUCAGACAAGCUAUGAUCAUCAGGUAUAUAGAAUAGCAGCAUGUUUAUUGUUUUAUUGUUCACAAUAAAAAAUUGUUGUAUAAACUUG